GCGCUUUUGCUUUUAGUCUGGUUCUGCUGUCACUGCUACGCACACAAACAUCUGCCGAAGCCUCUCCAGAAGCUGGCAGGUUUGCAGGGAACUCCAGUUUUCCAGGUAUAAGACUUUCUUUUUUUCUCUAACCAUGUCUAAAUGUCAAGAGAUGAGUUCCACUGAGAGGGCACCAGCUGAAGACCUGUACCCCAGAAAAAUACUGGAAUACAUGGAGGGCUUCCUUAUAUCUAAGACGGUGUUCACCUCUUGCGAACUGGGCGUUUUUGACGCGCUGUCCAGUGCAGACCGGCCUCUGUCUGCGGAGGAGAUCAGCCAGGCCGUGGGGGCCAGUCUGGACGGUACCCAGAGGCUGCUGGCCGCCUGCACCGGCCUGCAGCUGCUCAACACACACCGAGAGGAGGAUCAAGUGUUUUACAGCAACACGGAGCAGGCCAGGGUCUUCCUCACCCGCUCCAGCCCUCUGUCCCUCUAUCAGUCCAUCCAGUACAGCUCCAGAACCAUCUACCUGUGCUGGCACUACCUCACAGACGCUGUCAGAGAGGGGAGAAACCAGUAUGAAAAAGCUUUUGGAGUCAAUUCAAAAGAUCUAUUUGAGGCUCUCUACAGGUCUGAUGAAGAAAUGGUCAAAUUCAUGCAGUUAAUGAACUCUAUUUGGAACAUCUGUGGAAAAGAUGUGAUCACAGCCUUUGAUCUUUCACCUUUCAAAAUCAUCUGUGACCUUGGAGGCUGCAGUGGAGCAUUAGCCAAGCAGUGCACGUCAGUCUACCCAGAAUGCACAGUGACGAUCUUUGACCUCCCCAAGGUGGUGCGUAUGUCGCGGCAACACUUUGUCAACGAGGCUGACCAGAGGAUCGGCUUCCAUGAAGGGGAUUUCUUCAAAGACACUCUUCCAGCGGCUGACCUGUACAUUCUUGCCAGAAUCCUCCACGACUGGACAGAUGAACGCUGCAUUGAACUACUUUGCAGAAUCUAUAAAGCCUGCAAACCAGGAGGUGCUGUGCUGCUGGUGGAGGCACUGCUCAGAGAGGAUGGAUCUGGCCCACUGACAGUACAGCUCUACUCCCUUAACAUGCUGGUGCAGACAGAGGGCAGAGAGAGGACAGAUGCUCAGUACGCUGCCUUGCUGGCUGCUGCUGGCUUCUCCAACAUCCAGCACUGCCUCACUGGAAAGAUCUAUGAUGCUGUUCUGGGCCGCAAAGAGACAUGAAUGACAAAGAGACACAGAUAUAUUUCUGUCACCAUGGAGAUGUUUCACUGAAAACAAAGGUUCCUCUCUUUUUUUCACUAUAUAUAUAUAUAUUAACUGCUCUAAAAACCAUUGUGUGUGAAAGUUGUGUGUUCCUCUUAGAAGCAAGCAAGUAGGCCCACGUGUCAUCAACUUGUUGAUAAAGGGAACGACUCGUGAGACAUGAUAGAUUAAUUAUUGCCCAAUACAUUUAUAGUUUGUGACAAAGAUGACCUGCUUUGAAUCAGCACUACCAUGGCAAACCUUCGGCAUUUAUACGUACAUGAUGUACCCUUUGAUAGGCUGGCUUUGAAUUCAAGCUCUCCCUUUUGUCAACACUUUUCAUAUAUUCCAAUUGUGUAAGAGCAAAAUUAAAGUUACCUAUA
This is a messenger RNA of Menidia menidia (Atlantic silverside), 1614 nucleotides long. The record is from the annotation of a GenBank genome assembly. Lineage: Eukaryota; Metazoa; Chordata; Actinopteri; Atheriniformes; Atherinopsidae.